Lutzomyia longipalpis is the source of this 2160-nucleotide messenger RNA. RefSeq names its product tyramine beta-hydroxylase (gene Tbh). Bases 255 to 2054 code for a protein of 599 amino acids. NCBI's taxonomy places the organism in Eukaryota, Metazoa, Arthropoda, Insecta, Diptera, Psychodidae. Gene Ontology annotation, molecular function: dopamine beta-monooxygenase activity; copper ion binding. Gene Ontology annotation, cellular component: secretory granule membrane. The transcript is spliced from 4 exons. The record is from RefSeq and is a predicted model, not a curated record. Gene Ontology annotation, biological process: octopamine biosynthetic process; dopamine catabolic process; norepinephrine biosynthetic process.
AUCCACAGCAUUCGCAAACGGUCAACGGAAAGGCGCACACGGUGCUUUUUGCUUCGCUCUGAGAAAAUUUUACGCGCGAAUUUUCUUUUUUGGAGGUGGAAAAAUAACGUUUUUUCCGCGUGUGUGGGAAAGGUGAUGUUUUGAGUGAAAUGUAAAGGUGAACAGUUCAAUUUCUUCCCUUUUUCCGGGCUUCUGUUUGUCCCCAAUCGGCGUACUUGAGCUUCUGGGUGUGGAAAAAGAGGCGCCAAAAAGAAAUGAAAAUUCUCCGGAUUCUCGUAACAUUUUUUACAACAACCAUCCUCAUUGGGGCUUCAAAAAUCCCAAUGACGAAGCUCCAUUCGCACCUCCUGGACUCUGACACCAUGAAGAUGAGCUGGCUGAUUGAUUGGCAGGGUGAGGAGGUUUUCUUUCACGUUAAGAAUGCCUUCCACGGCGACGACAAUUGGUUCUACCUGGGCUUCUCCAAGCGUGGUGAACUCAAUGAGGCGGAUCUGUGUAUCUUCCAACUCAAGAAUAGCCUCUUCAAUCUUGCCACGGAUGCCCACACAAGUCUUGACGGGGGGACGGUGCUGAGGGAUGUGAAUCAGGAUUGUGAACUCCUCAGGAUUGAUGAUAAUUCCGUGGCAUUCAAGCGGCGCUUCAACACAUGUGAUCCACAGGAUCUCAAAAUGCACGAGGGCACAAUGUACAUAGCAUGGGCUCGUGGUCAGGAUGAUUUUGAUUUGGUAGAUUCCCUCAACAUGGAUGAGCUUCAUCCCAAAGCAAAUGGUGUAGCAAUGAUGCAGCUCUUGCGGGCUGAUAAGAUAAAUAUCCCCGAGAAGACUGUGCAAAAUGUUGAGAUUGUCCUGGACAAGGUGAUGAUUCCCAAUCGGGAGACAACGUACUGGUGCUUGGUGAAGAAACUCCCGGAUUUCUUGAGGAACAAGAAGCACCAUGUUGUGCAAUUUGAGCCCAUUAUUGCACCCACAAGUCGUCCUUUUGUCCAUCACAUGGAGGUCUUUCACUGUGACACUGAUCCCAAUGCUGAGAUCCCCGCAUACAGUGGGGAUUGCAAUGAUGCCCCUGCUGAGACUAAGGUGUGCUCCAAGGUGUCCUCACUGUGGGCAAUGGGUGCCAGUACAUUCACCUACCCUCCGGAAACAGGACUACCAAUUGGGGGGAAGGACUACAACCCUUACAUGCGCCUCGAGGUGCACUUCAACAACCCAGAUCUUGUGAAUGGAACUGUGGAUAGUUCGGGGAUGAGACUGAAGAUUGUGUCGAAAUUGAGGAAAUUCGAUGCAGCCGUCAUGGAGCUGGGCUUGGAGUACACUGACAAAAUGGCCAUCCCCCCGAGGCAGGUGGGCUUCCCACUGAGUGGCUACUGCAUUGCCGAAUGCACAGAUGCUGCCCUCCCACCCGAAGGGAUCACCGUCUUUGGGUCUCAGCUGCACACCCAUCUGCGGGGUGUUAGAGUCAUAACGAGGCACUUCCGGGGAUUGCGAGAACUUCACGAACUCAAUCGUGAUGACUUCUACUCGCACCAUUUCCAGGAGAUUCGACAACUCCGGAGGAAGCCUGUUGUGAAGCCCGGAGAUGCUCUGGUUACAACGUGCUACUACAGUACGCUGGAGUACAGGAAUACAACGCUGGGGGGCUUCUCAAUCAGUGAUGAAAUGUGCGUCAACUACAUCCACUACUAUCCAGCAACAAAGCUUGAGGUGUGCAAGAGUUCCGUGGCUGAGAGGACGCUCUCGGAUUAUUUCAGGCACAUGAAAAAGCGCGAGCAUCAGAGGGUGGAUGUCAAUGGGGCAAGGUCAGACAAUUAUCGAGCAAUUGAGUGGACUCCACCACGUGUGGACAUCCUGUACACGAUGUACGUGCGUGAGCCGCUCAGUAUGCAGUGCAACCGUUCAGAUGGGCAUCGUUUUGACGGCUACGACUGGGAGGGGGCUCCCGUGACGCCGGUGCCCUUUGAAAUUCCCCACGUGCGUGAAUCCUGCACAUUCCGGGACUUCUGGACAAAGCCCCUUGUUGAGGGGAUGUGCGACAUCCUCGGGGAGUGCAUCUACUAAGUACUGCACCAUCAACAACUGCAGCAGCAACCAAUAAGUACACACAAAAUGCCGGAAAUAUUUUAAAUAUUUUUAAUCAGAAAAAUAAAAAAAAUGCGAUACUGAA